CCCGUGAGAUAUCAGGUGGUAGCAUGGCCAGCCUACCUUUCAAAUCAUUCAAAACCAAACGUCCGGUUACAUCCCAGGGCCAGGCUCUACAGAUGCACUCAAGCCUGCAUGACAAAUCGCCGUCGGCAUCCUGGGUGUGAUAGACAUACUUGCUACUGUUCUUAGCAUGAAUUGUGAGUCUUCUUUAACCGCCAAGCUGUAUGAUUGUAUUCGACCACGGGCUAGAGUUCGAGACAUCGAGCGCGAUGCUGUCCCGUCGACAGACAAUGACUAUGAGGACAGAGAGUCGUCAUCAUUGUCCGUCAGUCGCACACUAUCUGAUACCACUCUUGUCAACACAACUCAACCUGCUGCCUCUUCGACCAGCACCCAACCGUCAUCCACCCCAGUCCCUAAGACACAACCACUGCCUGGUCCUACCGCGGUGCAUACCUCCUCAGCCUUGUCGACACCUAUAACCAUUACCAAACAAGACAAGGAAGCCAACAUUGUACAACAAGCCAACAAGACUGCUACCUCCCACCGAUCCAUGCGGCGACAACACCGACACACCUGA
Molecule: messenger RNA, 556 nt
Organism: Macroventuria anomochaeta
Lineage: Eukaryota; Fungi; Ascomycota; Dothideomycetes; Pleosporales; Didymellaceae
Exons: 2
Coding region: 167-556 (129 amino acids)
Source: RefSeq, a predicted model, not a curated record